Emericellopsis atlantica is the source of this 1807-nucleotide messenger RNA. RefSeq names its product PrpF protein. The record is from RefSeq and is a predicted model, not a curated record. NCBI's taxonomy places the organism in Eukaryota, Fungi, Ascomycota, Sordariomycetes, Hypocreales, Bionectriaceae. The transcript has a single exon. The coding region runs from base 457 to 1617 and encodes 386 amino acids.
AUUAUCGAGACGAUAGGCUAUAGGAAGGCCAGGGUUAUAUUAUGUGGCAAUGCUAUUAUUUCCACGGGAGCUUUGGAGUGUCCUCAUUAUUGCUCACACCAUUUAUUUGAGACAGGUAUAUCAGGUAGUUGCGGAACAGCCGAAAUUCAAUUCAACGUCAAAGUCAUUAUAGUCGACGACUUUUCAGAAUCAACAGCAUAUUUCAACGAAAUGAAUAGACAGAGUCCCGACAAUUUGUGCAAGUCCUCGUAAAUGCGAGUAUUGCCGAGUCUUAUUUACCGAGGGCCUAUCCGUACCGGGUGACCAAAUCCCCAGGGCAAAGACGGACAAGCUCCGCUCAUCUGGGACGGACCGAUCUCCAUCCUCUAUUCUUCCUAUCCGCUCUCCAUCUAGCUUCUUGUGAAGGUGCGCGGCCCAUUUCCUUGCAUUGCAAAGUAUAAAACACACGUCGCCGCAAUGUCUGCACGUCUUUGUCCCGCUUCAGCGAGACUUGUCACGCGAUCUUUCAGCAGGAUGCUUCACACCAAGCCCCGGACGCUGAACGCCCUUUUUAUACGCGGAGGCACCUCGAAUGGCUUGAUGAUUCACGACAGGGACUUGCCGGCUCGAGAUCAAUGGCAGACAGUCCUUCCAGCCGCCAUGGGAUCUCCCGAUCCCUACGGGCGUCAGCUCAAUGGUAUGGGAUCCGGUAUAUCAUCCACGUCCAAGGUGGUUGUGGUGCAUCCGCCUACCCGGGAUCACGUUGACGUGGAAUACACAUUUGUGCAAGUGAGGAUCAAGGACGACAAUCUCGACAUGGAGGGAAAUUGCGGCAACAUGAGCUCUGCUGUUGGCCCGACCGCAUGGGAAUGGGGUCUUGGGAAAGAUGAUGCCGUGGAAACAGACAGUCACGGCCAGGCGUGGGCCUCCAUGAGACUGUUGAACCGGAACACCAACAAGGUCAUUGUUGCGCGGUUUAGGGUGGAGGGGCGAGACUACGUUCCCUCAGGUGCAUACGAGCUCGAUGGCGUUGCCGGCAAGGCCUCGCCCAUCACCAUGAGCUUCAUGGAUCCCACGGGCGCCAAGACAGGAAAGGCACUGCCGUCGGGAAAUGCCGUGGACGAGUUGCCACUUGAGGAUGGAAGCACCAUUCAGGCCACACUCAUGGACGUCAGCAACCCAGGCGUUUUUGUCAACGUCGCAGACUUGGGCAUCGACGCGGAUGCAUUGACACCAGAUGCCAUCGAGGGAGAUGCCGCACUCAAGAGGCGGCUAGAACAGAUCCGUCGCGCCGGUGCCACGAAGAUGGGCCUCAACCCCGAGGUUGAGUCGAUACCGAAGAUCGUCCUUGUCUUCCCCUCCAAGGACACCUCAGCUGACAUUCGAUGCGCGGCCUUGUCCAUGGGCCAGGCUCACAAGGCGGUACCGCUCACGUUGGCGCUCUGCCUGGGCGCGGCGUGCCAGACACCUGGUACGAUCCCUGCGAGUCUGCUGAGAGAGAGCGGAAAGGAGGCUGUGACAAUUGCGCACCCGACUGGGAAACUGGACAUUGGCACCACGAUGAAAGACGGCAAAAUCGUCAGCGCAGAGCUCCUGAGGACAGCGAGGAUCAUGAUGAAGGGGCAGGUGUUGUACUAGACUCGGACUCGUGCGGUGGGACUUCGAGAUGCGGCGACUUACCCUGCAGACGUGGGGCGCCACGAGGGGUGGUCAGCCCGAGGCAGCAGCAAGGCGAUGGCGCCUAGUGAUCCUUCUGGUCUCAGCUCCUGGACCCUGCAGAUAUAUUCGAUCGCGUUUUCCGAUAUGUAUGUGAUCGACAUGUGCGCUU